AUGGCCGUCGAUGUUUGGUUGACCUUUUCAAAGUCUUUCGUUCACGCAGGCGCACACGGUAAGACCUCAAAGCGAUUCCGAGUUUACAGUAUCUUCUCCUGGGCGACACCUGCUUUGAUAGUGCUUGUUGCACUCAUGGUCGAAUUCCUGGCAAGUGCUUCUACUUUCCGACCUAACUACAGAAAAGGCCUUUGCUGGCUCACCAACAAGAACGCACUUUUUAUCUUCUUUGCCGCGCCACUCUUCCGUAUCAUUUUCCUGAACACUGUGCUCUUUGUAGCUACCGCAAGCAGUAUCUAUCGCUCGAAAACAUCGUCUGCCCGCCAGCUUGGAAACGACGACAACAUGGAGAUCGUCAUAUACGUGAAACUGUUCCUCGUCAUGGGUCUGACGUGGGUUGUGGGCUUCGUGGCUAUCCUAGUCUUCCACCCUGUCCUCUGGUACAUGUUCAUCAUCCUCAAUACUUUGCAGGGCCUCUUCAUAUUCCUCUCCUUCGUGAUGACCAACAGAGUAUGUCAGCUGGUUAGAGAGCGCGUAUUUGGUCGCCAACAGCGUCCAGCCAGCAGAACCAUCACGAUGAGUUCAACCAUUGGCAGUUCUACCAACGUCAUAUCGGUGGAGUUCUCUACAGGCACGAAUGAAUCGCUUUCAGUGGACUGA
Molecule: messenger RNA, 660 nt
Organism: Gigantopelta aegis
Lineage: Eukaryota; Metazoa; Mollusca; Gastropoda; Neomphalida; Peltospiridae
Product: G-protein coupled receptor Mth2-like
Exons: 1
Coding region: 1-660 (219 amino acids)
Biological process (GO): cell surface receptor signaling pathway; G protein-coupled receptor signaling pathway
Cellular component (GO): membrane
Molecular function (GO): G protein-coupled receptor activity
Source: RefSeq, a predicted model, not a curated record